Molecule: messenger RNA, 966 nt
Organism: Symbiodinium natans
Lineage: Eukaryota; Dinophyceae; Suessiales; Symbiodiniaceae
Source: the annotation of a GenBank genome assembly
AUGGCAGCCAUGAGAACGGCCGUCGACCAGGACGUCCUCAGGUUCACGAAGGCCAUCAGCGCUUGCGGCAGGUCGUCCAGGUGGCAGGAAGCAUGCCAGCUUCUGGCGGACAUGGAGCGCGAGUCCGUGUGGGGGAACACGUUCACCUACAACGCAGCGAUGGCCGCAUGCGGGAAGGGGCGGCAGUGGCAACGAGCGCUGGCUCUCUUCGCAACCCUGGGUACCCUUACUGUCGACAAGGACCUUGUCUCCUACAACACAGCCAUCAACGCAUGCAAGGACGGGGAGAAUUGGGCCUAUGCCUUGCAGCUGCUCUCGGAAGUGUCUGAAAGCGGCUUGCAAGCGGACGUUAUCACUCUCAACGCUGCCGUCAGUGCUUGCGAGAAGUCGGGGCAGUGGCAGCGUGCGUUGGAACUUUUUGGUUCUCUGGAGGCCCGCAAUCUCGCUCCCCAGGCAGUCACCUGGGUUGGUGUCAUCGGCGCUUGCACUCGCGCUGCGCUGUGGAUGGAGGCUCUGGGCUGCUUGUGUCGGCACCUUGGGGAUGUGCCGAACACGCCUCCCAACGUGAUCGUGUACAGCGCGACCAUCAACGCCUGUGAGAAGGCCAGCCAGUGGCAGCAGGCACUGUCCCUGCUGAUGCAGCUGGAGCAGCAAAGCUUGGAGAAGAAUGUUGUGUGCCAGAACUCCGCGAUGAGCGCGUGUGUCAAGUGUGCCAUGUGGCAGCUGGCAGUGCAGCUUUUCGCGGAUCUGGAGGAUGAAGCGAGCGUGGUGUCCUACAACACGGCCAUCGCCGCUUAUGAUCGCGGAGGCAACUGGCAGAUGGCCCUAGCUGUCCUAGCCGAGCUCUUGGCCGGCCCAAGACGGCCCGACCUCGUGUCCUUCAACACCGCGAUCAAUGCUUGCAAGGACGUGGGCUUCGAUCUUCAAAGCAAACACGUCUCCUUUCCCUUGUCCGGUGAAGCAUGA